AUGGACCCCAGUGAAGAGUUGCAUUCUAUCAACCGGGGCUUGAAGAAGGCUUCUGAGCUGCAAAGCGGGAGCAACCACGGAGUUGUUCCCUUUACUCAUUUAUGGCCUUGCCCCUGGCCAGAAGCCGAUUGCAACAAGUACAGACUGCCAGAGAACACGCCCAUUAAGGCAAAGGAGGUGAAGAUUUUCCGAGCCCUGAUCCUCGGGGAGCUGGAAAGAGGACAGAACCAGUUCCAAGCCCUUUGCUUCAUCACUAGGCUGCAUCGCAACGAAAUCAUCCCCAGCGAGGCCAUGGCCAAACUCAGACAGAAAAACCCACAGACGGUGCGGCAGGCUGAGGAGGUGCGCGCGCUCGAACACCUCAGUAUGGAUGUGGCCGUCAACUUCAGCAAAGGGGCCCAGCUUAGCUCCCACAUCUACAACAUCUGUUCGGAGGCCAAGGAGACCAUUUACACUCGGGAAGAGGAUGUGAAGUUCUGGAUGGAGAAAGGGGUGGAUGGCUCCAUGUUUGAGGUCUUGCCUCAGUCCGCAGACCUGCCUGAUCUGCAACACUGCCGAGUCUGCCCAGAUCGCUGGAAGCCUUGCAUCUGCAGCUACGCCUUGAGCAUCGAGUGGUACCCCUGCAUGCUCAAGUACUGCAAGAGCCGAGACGCGGCUGGAAAGGCAACUUCCUACAAGUGUGGCAUCCGCAGCUGCCAGAAGGCCUACAGUUUCGAUUACUAUGUGCCGCAGAAACAGCUCUGCCUGUGGGAUGAAGAGACUUAGCAGGACACCUGGGUAGCCAUCUUGUUCUGGACUGUGAGCACUUGCCUUCUAGGAGCUCUGGGGAGUGCUACCAAGAUGGCCACCUGGAACGGAAAAGAGGAAGGGGCAGGGCAUGGAGGGAGAACCCUGCGGGAUGCCUCCUGAACAUGGUUUGGAGUGAGUCUCUCCGUCUUCUCCUGUAGCCAGCACAUUCAGAUUUAUGGGCAGAGAGGACAUUCAGCUUGCAAUGCUGUCAAAAGGAAGAUGAGGAACAUCAGAAUGAGGACUGUUAGCCAUCUUGAGGCUUCUUGACAGCAAUGAGAUUUGUGCCUGCUUCUUUUAAUAAGGACAUGGAGAAGAGAGGGUAGAUGUUCUUCCCUGACGACCUCCCCGAAAGGAUUAGACACCAGGUAGGUAGCAGGAAGCCUUUGUGGAUAGAGGAUCUUCUGGACAAAGUCCAUGAGCUUCCAAUACGUUCUACGUUUGCUACCUGGAGCAACCAGCAGGAGGAGACAGAGCCAUGGCGAUGUUGGAAUCUGGAAGGACGUCCUGGAUAUUCUCCACAUCAUUUUGUGCAAGAAUAAGAGAUUAUUUGAGAGUGCUGUGGGAUGGCUGUUCACCUACGACCAAUUGUCAAUUACAAGAACGCCAUGUGCUCCCCUUACCAAUUUCCCACGGAUAACACCAUCCCUGGCCAGCUUUGACAACGGCAGUUUGCCAAGACGCACCUGACAUAUAUGCUGCAUAAUCAGCUGGGUGGAUCCUAAAGUAUUGGGACGUUAUACCAUUAUACCUUCUAUCCUAAUACCUAAAGUAUUAGGGCCCAACACCCAGCCCAACCACUUGGUCUUGACUGGCUCCCUAAUGCUGGAGGUGGGAAUAUAGAACUCUGGUUCCUUAAAGGUGCAGACCCCCUUUUUUCCUUAUAACUCUGCCUUAAUUAGAGCUCGUACCAGCCUUGCUUCUGUUCUUCCAGGGACUGAAGAUUGCAGACAAUCAGACGCAUUAAAGAGGGUUCCUAAGGCCUACGUAUUUUCUGAGCUUGACGCCCCAGUGCCUUCCUUUUCUCCUUAUUAGAAAGUAAAAUCUCUAUCCAUUUCUGUUUCUGAACCCCUCUCCCACAAAACUGUGACUGGCCAGAACAAUGCUGUGUGCGUGUGUAUGUGUGCGUGUGUUAAUUAAACCAAGGGGACCAAUGAUAUGUCAAAUUAUGAGUGCCCCAGAUGUUGGAGAAGCGGUAGCAGAAGACGUUCGGACUACAGAAAUGAAUGAGAUGCCCAGAUAGGAAGUGGGAAAGCAACAGAAGAGGGAUGUUGCGUACCGUCAGUUCAUGCAUGGCUGUCUGUCCCUGACCUGCUCAGUUCGACUAGGAGCAGCAUUUUCUGAAGACCCAUAAGAUAAGCAGUUGUGCAAAUGCACCCAAGCACACUGUAGGACCUGUACUAAAAGCCUUGUGUGUGCUUUUUCCCAUCCCAACCAGGUCCAUGGGUGCUAUCAACAAAAUGGAGAAAGACAGUGGCAAUCUGGGACAUCAGGGUCAUGUUCCUACAACACAAUAAACUAGGCUUGGGUUUUUUUGUGUGAGUCAGUGUAUUGUGGGAACGCAGCCGAGCAUGUUGCAUGAAGCGAACAUUGAUGUUAAGCCAUUACACUGGUUUCUUUGCUCCUUGAGAGGGGCAUAGCCAGCGUGUCUUGCUGACUUGGGGUUCCUGUAUUGUGGAACCCACCAGUUGUGGCCGUAAGUUCUGUAACUGGGGUGCAAAGAAAGACAGUGAAAUGUGAUUGAAGUUGCUGCUUCACCGACAACAGUCACAGGCUCCCACAUCUUUGGAUGUGCAGAAAUUCAAGCCAGCCUGGUCUUGUCACAAUAGGUUUGCAGUGAUAUAGGCAGCAUUCCCUGUUUGAUUUCCACCUGUCUUGCCGCUGCUUCUUAAAAACGGGAUUUGUUGCAGAUAAGCUGUAGACCUGUUACGCUCUCAGCUGAUUUCUUAACUUUCUUCCAUUUCUGUGUGCUACCUUCCUUCUGUAAUUUGGGCACUUCAGACCAUUGACAUUCAAGUCUUAACGAUUCUAUUUUAAAAGAUGGUAUUUAUCUAUCUAUUUCCUAGAAUUAUGUGUGUGAGAGAGAGAGUAAAUGUGCAGUUGUGACUGUGUUUUUGACUGGGGGCAAGUAUUCCUUUUGUGCUCUUAAGAAAACUGGCCACAUGCAAUGAAAUAAAUGUAAACUUGAAUGAAAGUCUUUUUCAAACAAAUUAUUUAUGAUUGAUAAGCUGAAUAAACUGAUUUU
Messenger RNA from Python bivittatus (Burmese python), 3031 nucleotides. The record is from RefSeq and is a predicted model, not a curated record. NCBI's taxonomy places the organism in Eukaryota, Metazoa, Chordata, Lepidosauria, Squamata, Pythonidae.